AUGAUGUCUACCCAACACUGGAUAGGGGGUUUUCGACCGGUUGCUCUCAUAAUUGCAUUGAUUGUUCUGGCGUUCAAUAUCCUGCCUGUACAGGCGACUAUUCCUACUUCUCAGCGCUUUGAUCUAUCAAAGCCUUCCUACGACCUCUUCCGCAGCAAGCCCCUACAUGAUAAGACUGUACAGCAAGGCUUCGCAUUUGACAAUACCAAUCGCCGACUUUUUGUCGCCCAGCGACGUGAUGGUUCCUCCGAGACUUCGGGCGACCUAUGCAUUACCCAACUUGAUUUCGACGGCAACUACGUGGGAUACAUGUAUUUAACCAGUUUCGGUCACGGCGUCUCCUUUGGCGUUCAAGCAGUCGGCUCAUCAUCCUACCUAUGGACGGAAGUGGAGGCCAGUUCUAAUGGAUAUGGCAAGAAACUUGCUCGGUUCAAGUUUGUUAGCGGGACUACACUCUCGUCCACCUCGUCAUCACUUGAGAAAUUCGUCCCUAUCACGGGUGCUACAGAGCAUACGUGUUCCAUUGAUCCCGUGAGCAACCGUCUCAUUGUCCGCCACAACCUCAGUGACGGUAAACAUAUUGCCGUGUUCAACUUGGAUGAAGCAGCGGAUGGGGAUUUCUCCAGCCCUCUCGCAAAUUUCAAGCAUCCGUCGUUAGACACGGCAUCGGCUACAUUCCAAGGGUAUGCAGCGUAUGGCCAGUAUAUCUAUCUCUUGUACGGAAACUCGUAUGAUGUCACCGGUGGUAAGGUCAAUUCAGACGUGACCGCUGUCAACAUGAAUACUGGAUCUGUCGUCCAGGGUCCUCUCAUUACAAAAGCGGGAUCAACACUAUCAUUCCGUGAGCCUGAAGGAUUGGCUAUUUAUAAGACUGCAGCCGGGGAAGUUCGUCUUUUCCUAGGAUUUGCGUCGGGUGACGGUGGUGAUCGGCGAUCGAAUUUAUUCUACAAGAAUGCUUUGGUUUAG
Penicillium crustosum is the source of this 966-nucleotide messenger RNA. Its product is annotated as putative FacC-like extracellular signaling protein. The record is from RefSeq and is a predicted model, not a curated record. The coding region runs from base 1 to 966 and encodes 321 amino acids. NCBI's taxonomy places the organism in Eukaryota, Fungi, Ascomycota, Eurotiomycetes, Eurotiales, Aspergillaceae. The transcript has a single exon.